Molecule: messenger RNA, 8300 nt
Organism: Notolabrus celidotus (New Zealand spotty)
Lineage: Eukaryota; Metazoa; Chordata; Actinopteri; Labriformes; Labridae
Gene: magi2a
Product: membrane associated guanylate kinase, WW and PDZ domain containing 2a
Exons: 22
Coding region: 195-4631 (1478 amino acids)
Biological process (GO): receptor clustering; signal transduction
Cellular component (GO): dendrite; cytoplasm
Molecular function (GO): SMAD binding; type II activin receptor binding; signaling receptor complex adaptor activity
Source: RefSeq, a predicted model, not a curated record
UAAGCGAAGGCAGACUGAUGAUCCAGCUGCUGUGCGCGUGAGUGUGUGCGCUGACAUGGAUCCAACUUACUGCUGAAACUGAACCCGUUACCGUGUUCGGGUGACACUCGGGGGACUUUAAAAGAGCACUUCAACUUCUUCCACAAACGCACUCAUGUGAUAUCCCCCCCCACCACCCACCCACUGUUGGAGCCAUGUCCAAGACUCUGAAGAAGAGGAAGAACCACUGGACUAACAAAGUCCACGAGAGUGUCCUUUGCAGGAAUGAGGAGGGGGAGCUGGGGCUGGAGCUGAAGGGCGGCGCAGAGAAUGGACUGUUCCCGGUUAUCGGAGAGCUUCUCCCGGGCACAGCGCUCAACCACAGCGGCAAACUCUUCCAGGAUGAACUCCUGCUGGAAGUCAAUGAUACCCCGGUGGCUGGACUCACCACCAGGGACGUGCAUGCUGUGGUCAAACACAGCAAAGACCCAGUCCGACUCAAGUGUGUCAAACAAGGGGGCGUGAUAGACAAGGACCUGCGCCACUACCUCAACCUGCGCUUCCAGAAAGGCUCAGUGGACCACGAGCUGCAGCAGAUCAUCCGGGACAACCUCUACCUCCGCACAGUCCCCUGCACAACCAGGCAGCCCAAGGAAGGAGAAGUCCCGGGGGUGGAUUAUAAUUUCGUGACCGUUGACCGGUUUAUGGAAUUGGAGAAAAGCGGAGCCCUGCUAGAGAGCGGAACAUAUGAAGAAAACUUCUACGGCACCCCGAAGCCUCCGGCCGAGCCCAGCGCUCUGCUGCUAAAUGUAACGGACCAGCUGCUGCCGGGCGCCAGACCCAGCUCCGAGGGCAAACGGAAGCGUAACAAGUCAGUCAGCAACAUGGAGAAAGCCAGCAUCGAGCCCCCCGAGGAGGAGGAGGAGGAGAGACCCAUCGUCAACGGCAAUGGCGUCGCUGUCACCCCAGAGUCGAGUGAACAUGAGGACAAGAGCACAGACGCUUCGGGUGACAUCGUCCCGCAGAUCAACCCCGUGGAGGUCCCGAUCGAGGCGCCCAAAGAGGACGGACUGUCCCCCAAAAUCACAGUACCCAAACCAGAGGACAACGACGAGCUGGGGCCGCUGCCGGACAACUGGGAGAUGGCGUACACUGAGAAAGGAGAGGUGUACUUUAUAGACCACAACACCAAGACAACAUCGUGGCUGGACCCGAGGCUAGCCAAGAAGGCAAAGCCGCCCGAGGAAUGCAAAGAUGAUGAGCUUCCAUACGGCUGGGAGAAAAUCGAUGACCCGAUCUACGGCAGCUACUAUGUGGAUCAUAUAAACAGAAGGACCCAGUUUGAGAACCCCGUCCUGGAGGCUAAACGGAGACUUCAGCAGCAGCAGCAGAUGCAAAGCCAGGGUCUGUCCUCACUGCCCCUUCCCACCAUCUACAGAGAGAAGCCGCUGUUCACGCGGGACCCCACGCAGCUGAAAGGCAGUUUCCUGUCCACGGCUCUCCAAAAGAGCAACAUGGGCUUCGGCUUCACUAUCAUCGGAGGAGACGAGCCGGACGAGUUCCUCCAGGUGAAGAGCGUUAUCCCUGAUGGGCCCGCUGCAGCUGACGGGAAGAUGGCCACAGGUGAUGUCAUCGUCUACAUCAACGAUGUGUGCUGCCUGGGCACCACCCACGCCGACGUGGUGAAACUCUUCCAGUCCGUUCCAAUCGGCCAAAGCGUCACCCUGGUCCUGUGUCGAGGAUACCCGCUCCCCUACGACCCCGAGGAGGCUGGAAACACCAACAACAACACCACCACCACCAUCAUCUCCCCGCUGGGCAUCAUGGAGCAGCGGCCGAUCAUGGUGAACGGCAGGUCAGGCUACGACACCUACCUGGACUAUCUCUCCCGCACGGCUCGCUACGUCAACGACCCCACCCAGGACCAGGUCAAUGCCCAGCAGCAGCUGCUCACCCCUCACCCAGGAGACACCCACUUAGACGGCUCCCUUCCUCCCACCACCGGGACCACGCCCCCCGACAGUGUCUCCAUGGCGUCGUCCGGGGCCACCCAAGGGGAACUACUGACUUUGACCAUGGUGAAGGGCAUGGAGGGUUUUGGAUUCACCAUCGCGGACAGCUCUACAGGCCAGCGAGUCAAACAGGUGCUGGAGCCUCUGGGCUGCCCGGGCCUGUGUGAGGGCGAUCUGAUCAUAGAGAUUAACAAGCAGCUGGUUCAAGGAUUCACACACACGCAGGUGGUGGAGCUCCUCAAGGAGUGUGCGGUCGGGACUGAGGCCUGCCUGGUGAUUCAGAGAGGUGGGACAGGUCACUAUUCACCCUGGAAGACCCCUAAGCAGGUUCUGGAUCAGUGGGAGUCCCAGCAGGGCCAGAGCAGCCCCGCUCAGACCAGCCUGUCAGCCCCUGUUAUCCCCCACAGCGCCCCCUUCCCAACACACCAUCUCCACAGGGCCUCAGUCCCUGACUCUGCCGCAGAGGCCCUGGCCCUGGCUAAACCAGACCCCUAUGACCUCUAUGAGAAGUCCAGGGCGGUCUAUGAGAGUAGGCAACCAGGCCAGCCAAGGACUGUGUUUCCUGUGGACUCCUCAGGUGCGGAGUACCAGGACAUCGAGGUGAACCUGCGCAGACAGAAGUCCGGGUUUGGUUUCCGGGUGCUGGGCGGGGACGAGGCGGGGCAGCCUGUGAGUCCGGAGACGCGUGAGAAGAUCCUGAUCGGUGCCAUCAUCGAGAAGAGUCCCGCAGACCUGGACGGACGCCUGCGGCCCGGUGACGAGCUGCUGUUCGUGGACGGGAUCCCGGUGGUGGGGAAGCCACACAGAUACGUGAUCGACUUGAUGCACGGAGCGGCACGGAACGGACAGGUCAACCUGGUGAUCAGGAGGAGGAUGCCUGCAGCAGGUGAGUCGUGUCCAGAGAACGGCCGCAGCUCGGGCUCCGUCUCCACGCAGCACAGCUCCCCCCGCAGCGACUUCACCUACGGCAACAGCACCAUCACCGCCCAGGCACCCAACGCCACCUCGGACCGCACGUCCACUCCCAACACACAACCCAGUGAUGUCAUCAUCAACCGUAAAGAGAGCGAGGGCUUCGGCUUCGUCAUCAUCAGCUCGCUCAACCGGCCCGAGGCCGCGGCCACCAACACUGUGCCCCAUAAAAUCGGCCGCAUCAUCGAGGGCAGCCCGGCCGACCGCUGCGGGAAGCUGAAGGUUGGCGACAGGAUCCUGGCGGUGAACAGCCAGAGCAUCGUCAACAUGCCGCACGCCGACAUAGUUAAGCUGAUCAAAGACGCGGGCCUCAGCGUCACCCUGAGGAUCAUCCCACAGGAAGAGAUCAGCAACCCUCCCUCGGCGCACAGCUCGGAGAAGCAGAGCCCCCUGGCCCAGCAGAACAGCCCCAAGAACCAGCCCGGCACAGCGGCCUCCCAGCCCAACGCGGCACUCGCAGAACCAAACCCUGUUGUUAACCAGGCCAACCCCGUGCCCCACCAGAGCCCAGGGACCGGGCUGCCAGUCCCGCCUCCGCAGACCUACCCUCACGAGAGCAGUUACAGGUCCGAGGUCAAAGCCAGGCAAGAUGUGAAACCCGACAUCCGACAGCCGCCGUUCACAGAUUACAGACAGCCACCUGUGGAUUACCGUCACCCCCCUGUGGCCGACUACAGACAGCCGCCCACGCUGGACUACAGACACCCGCCGCUGCUCGACUACAGACAGCUAGCUACCGACGCCCGGCAGUUCACCAUCCCAGAGUACAGGAUGCCACCUGUUCAGCUCGCGCAGGACUUCGACUUCUUCACGGUGGAGCUGGAGAAGAGCGUGAAGGGCUUCGGCUUCAGCAUCCGGGGAGGACGAGAGUACAAGAUGGACCUGUUUGUCCUUCGACUGGCCGAGGACGGACCGGCCAUCCGAAACGGCAGGAUGCGGGUAGGAGACCAAAUCAUUGAGAUCAAUGGAGAAAGCACCCGGGACAUGACCCACGCCAGGGCCAUCGAGCUGAUCAAGUCUGGAGGCAGGCGGGUUCGUCUCCUGCUGAAAAGGGGGACAGGUCAGGUCCCAGAGUACGAUAAUGCCGCCCCAUGGGAUGCUCGCCCUUCAGCCUCCCCAAGCCUGUCGGAAGUAGCCCCUCCCAUCGACAGCCUUUCCAUGCCAUCGCCUUCAUCUCAUCUGGCCCCAGCCCCCGACCAACCUCUGGACGUCCCUCGAGACCCGGCGGCAGGAGACGGCAGGAAGGAGCGUCCCAAGAGCCCCCAGAAGGCCGAGCUCCUGAAUCCAGAUCCGAUCGGCGGCAGAGCCAAGAAGGAGGGUGGCAGGUCCACCCACAAGGGGCAGAGGGUGCAGCCCGCUAAAGAAGGGGAGGGGGGCAAAGAGGGGCAGAGCGGGGAGCCCAAACCUUCCAGGAGCGGCAGAGGGAGGUCCAAGGAGAGGAAUACUCGCGAUGACAGAGAAUCUCCCAGCGUCCUGAAGCUCCCGCACACUAACGGAAACAGCCGGGAGGAUUUGGAGUCGGACAGGAGCCUGGGAGAGAGCCGGCCCAGCAAGAGCACCGGCGGCGGCGGGAGGAAGGCCACGGUCUCUCCUGGACCUUGGAAGAUCCCCGGGUCGGACAAGCUGCCGAGCACGCUGCGCACGGGGACGUCCACACUCAGCAGAUAACACCCCGGUUCCAGCAAAGUGCGGCCAAAACUCAUCUGAACUAAAGUAACCCUCAACUGUCUGAGCUCCUCUGACCCCGUUUGACCCCAUGUGACCCCCAUCCUCCCAUACACCACUCAGUCCAAACCAAGGGGGAGGCAGGGUGACCUGGACCACGUGUUUUUAGAGUUUAUUUAUGAAACUGUACUCUAAAUUAUUUGAAGAGAGAUUUUACACCCACCACCUUAAGAACUGGAAAUCAUCCACUUUUUAAAAAACCACGGGAGAGCGAGGAGAGAGAGAGAGAGCGAGUGUAGCGUUACGGGGAAUCAGUCGGGGGUUCAAACUUUGAAGACUAUUUUUUGAGUCGACCCCGAGGAGAACUGGGGACAAACAUGCAAAAUAUGAACACCUGUGUGAUUUUUAUACAGAUUUAUCUUCACAGUGGAGUCUGAUUCAUGAGAGCGAAUGGAAGAGUGAAACCGGAGAUGAAUCUACUCAUCUGCAGAACUUUGCCUUAACAGAGACUGUGGGCCUGAAUCUGUCUUGAAUAAUCUAUCAGAUGAUUAUAGACAUAGAUAUAUUAUAAUGAAUAUGAAUAUGUGGGAUCAUUUUGUAAAUAAGAUCAUCUUUAUGUGAACUUAAGUAGAGUCGAUUGAUAUCGGAGGAGGAGACGUGGACUGGAGCUCUCACUAAAAACGUCUCCUUCCUCUACGGCCGUGGCGGUCACAGUUUGGCGGCCACCGCAGCGGUCGCCUGUCAGCGCUACAGUCCUCCCGAGUUCCACGAGGACGUCAUGUCAAUCCAUUCUCUCAUUUUCUGUGCUUAACAAAGAAAGUAAACCACGACCGACAGAGGUGUCCGGAGGCGGAGCUCGCGCGAGGGGGCAGAGUGCCUUAGACUGACGGAGAGGUCGACUUUUAGGAAUCACUACAGAGGGUUUGAGACAGGCUGCUAUACAACAACAACAACAACAACACAGAUAGAGAUAAUAACUGUAUUUUUUCAUAAAGGAGAGAGAUGAUGAAAUAUAUGACUUAUUUCACAACCUCAGUCUGAGAGUGAGACGAUCAGCGGAGGUGCAGACAGCUCGUGUUCGUACAGGUGAGUUUGGGGACCUGUCACAGCUGCUGAGGUGAUUCGUUUCAGGGGACUCUGUCUACACUGUGUGAUAACAGCGAGUUCAUCUUCAUGCCAAAGCUCCAUGUUAUAGCCUACACUUAGAAAUAGGCUCUGUUUGAAAAGGUAGAAAUGCAGGUGUACAAUUUCAGACCAGGGACUGUAUGUAAACAUGGACGACACGCCUCCACUAUGAAGAGUGAAGUCAAAAUACUGCCUCGAUGUGCGCUGACAUGUUACACAGGUGAUGUAAUUUAGAGCCAAGGUAGUGAAGUCACAUCCCCAAAACCAAAACACACAUUCACCUUACCUUUAAACCAUCAGGGCUCCCUCAGGUGGGUCCAGACCUCACGUGGGUCCAGUCAGAUUCUUGCGUGGGUUGAACCAGCCACUCAAGUUUACAGAAAGUUCACUGACUCUUGUGUUAGUGUUUGUUACGUUUCCUCCCACCGUUCCUCCUCUACUCUGAUAAUCUGGUGCACACAGCCCUGCAGGAUCCUCAUUGGUCAACAGAGCUGUCAUCAUGAUGUCACACCCCCUUCUUUUUAAUAUUUAAUAACAAAUUAAAACCAAACUUCCCCGAAACAUGAGCACUUGCACGUAAACCAGCUUAAUCACUGCUAUUACAGAAGUAAUUGAUUUGAUGUGUGUUUUGAAAGAGGCUUCAGACAGCCACCAGGGGGAGCUCUGAACAUUUUGGCUUCACUUUUACCUCUUUUUCGACCGAGGCAGUUUCAGGGCUGGUUUUUCGUGUUUCGACUGUGAGUGAACCGGCUCCUGGCCGGGAAAACCCGUUCUAUAGCGGCUCCAACUCUUUGCAGGUCUAGAACCGUGAACCGCUUAAGUCAGGAGCGAGGGACGGGGAUGCUGGAUCACAAACCAAACGUGUUUCCACCAUUGUCCUGCAGCGAAAAAAAUAAAAGAGACUAAUGGAUUCCAAGGCAAAGCGUUGGUCGAAAGAAGAGGUAUUUGAAGGAUCUGUUGUGUCGUCCAUGUUUUAAUACAGUCUUUGGAUCAGACUGGUGAUGUUUUAUGAGGCCACGCCCCUCUUAGUUUCUGCUGCUGUGUCUCGUUGUCGCACAGAUCCACAUCUUUGAUUCCAGACUGAGUUAAAAAGGUCGAUGGAUUUGUACUUUCAGAGACUCCUCGUCACAUUCACCCUCUCAAUCCACAUCAAACAGGACCAUCAGUAUUAACCCACUGCAUUCGUAUUCAGUCACACACAGCAGGUCACUGGGAGCAAUUUGGGGGUCCGUGUUUUGACGACGGCGUGUGACAUGUGGAUCUCGGAUCAAAACAUCUCUCAACCUUCAGACCGAGAGGUGACGGACUGUGCCACUGAGCCACAGUCGUCCCAAACAGAAGAAGCUUCUCUGUGAAGCUGAUUUUAGAGGAGUCUAAGUCUAAGAGUCUAACCUUAGCUCCACGAGUCAGCAGAAAAAGACAGAUCCUCUCCUGAUGUAGGAACAGCUUGUUCUUGCUUUGCAGGCAGAGUUAAUUAGUCCUGGUGAUUGAGAGCUAAUUAGGUAUGACUGAAAAUAAAAAAAUCAGACUGUUAUUUCAUCACAACAUGGUGCAGACGUUCAGCGAGCAUGACUUCAUGUCUUCAUGUUUUUAGCACUUCAGGAGGCGUUCAGGUCAAAGGUGACACGGAGGAGCGUUUGAAUCGUUAAUAUUUAGCACAGUGUAACUUGAUUAUAUCUCAAAGCCCUUCAGAUAAUCAAUCAACUCUUUUUCUCCUGUGAUUGAAGGUGGAGAGGAUUUAAAGAGACAAACUUCUCUUGAAACUCUUGAAGUCUUCGCUUUUGUUUUUACGUAAAAUCAUCAAAUGAGUGGAGGAAGUACAAACAGUGUUUUAAAGAAUCAAAGAGCAGAGAGGGAGGGGGAGUCAGGAUGCUUUCAGUUGUGGUUUUAAUUACUCAAAGAACAAGGAGCCUGACGUUAAUGCACAAUCUCACUCAGAGGGGUUUUAAAUAUGAAUCACUGUGUUGGAGAAACUCAUCAGCCCUGAAGACGGCUUCACAAAAUAAAAAGCCCCCAAACUUUGACUCUACGUUACUCCGACUAAAGGUAGCAUCAGCUGCCUUCAUCCCGUCUCAGCGUGCUCCUUUAUUUCGUUCGAAGCAGAAACAAAAGAUUUCAUAUUUUUGCUCAGCUUUUGCACAUCGCACUGCUUUCCACAUCUGAGCUGUCUCCAUCGAGCCGACCUGUAAGUAAUUUUAUACAGACAGAAAAAAGACACAUCUGAAGCUCUUUUAUAUUUUACAAUGUGUGUGUGUGCGUGUAUGUGUGUGUGAGUGUGUGUGUGUGUUGACCUUACAGCACGCGAGGCACCAUGAACAGGCACCCAGACGGCUCAGUAUCACUGUGUAGUGUUCUAGCAGUGUGUAGACCCUGAACAAAUAUCUCUAUAAAUAUGACUCAGUGUACUCUCGAUGGUCACAAAGACUCGACGUGGAGCAACUAUUUUUAUGAAAUGCAACACUAUGGAUAUAUUAACUUUUGCAGAAAUCUUGUUUACCUGUAUGAUAUUCUGAAACUGUCAAAAUAAAAGAAAAUCUUGACACAUGA